AUGGGCAAAAGAUUGGCUAUUUUGUGGCUAUGCGCAGCAUUCUUCCUUCUCCUUGGCGUGGAGAUCUCCGACGCCUUCAAGUCAAACCCUGUGAAAUGCCAUGACAGCAAGAACUUCCCAACUUGCUUCAAGAACAAUAACUUAUAUUGCCCGAAGGAGUGCCCAUGGAGUUGCACGGUCGAUUGUGCCAAGUGUCGGCCAGUCUGCAACCCACCACCCAAAUCCUUGAAUCCGAACAAGAAUGCAGACUGUAACGACAAGAAAAAAUUACCUCAAUCACCGCAAAAUAAACCCAUCAAAUUCCCACCCGUGGUUAACCAUCCACUAAGGCCGGAACCACCUAAGAAACAACAGAUCAACUUCCCACCUCAUAUGUCGUUCAAUGGUUAUUCAACACCACCACCUAAGAAACAGAUCAGCUAUCCACCUCAAACACCGUUCAAGGGCUAUUCAACACCACCACCUAAGAAACAGAUCAGCUACCCACCUCAAACACCGUUCAAGGGCUAUUCAACACCACCACCUAAGAAACAGAUCAGCUACCCACCUCAAACACCGUUCAAGGGCUAUUCAUCACCACCACCAAUGGUUAACCCUCCACCAACUAAGAAAGAGACUGAAUCCCCAGGUCUAGCAACGUCCAAGGCUUCUUCAACGCCGCCGCGAGUGUCGACUUAUCCAAGGACAUCUAGGUGUAGGAACAAGAACUAUACGAAAUGUUAUUUGACACAACAUAAGUGUCCACCUGCAUGUCCUGACCACUGCGAAGUUGACUGUGCCAAAUGUAGUCCUGUUUGUAGUUGCAAUUAUCCUGGAGCAGUGUGCAUGGACCCAAGAUUUGUGGGUGCAGAUGGCAUAACCUUUUACUUCCAUGGAAAGAAAAACCAAGAUUUUUGCAUUGUGUCCGAUCAUAACCUCCACAUAAAUGCUCAUUUCAUCGGUAUUCGUAACCACCAUAUGACCCGUGACUUCACCUGGAUCCAAUCCCUCGGUAUUCGCUUCGGGUCCAACAAUAUCUCUAUCGCUGCCCUCCAUACCUCUACUUGGGACGAUACAUCCGAUCGCCUCUCCAUUUCCUUCAACGGGCAAUCUCUUGAAGAUUGGGGUUCGCCAGAAACCGAUCCUAAGGUUGUCUUCAUCAGGCAGACUAACUCGGUGGUAAUAGAGGCAAAGGAUUUGUUUCUGAUUAAGGCAAAUGUGGUUCCCAUAACACAAAAAGAAUCUAAUGUGCAUGGUUAUGGGAUUGACACCGAUGAAGACUGUUUUGCGCAUCUUGACUUGAGUUUCAAGUUUUAUUCACUUAGUGAGGUGGUUGACGGAGUAUUAGGUCAAACAUAUGCAUCAAACUAUGUGAGUAGAGUGAAGAUGGGAGUAGCAAUGCCUGUCUUGGGUGGAAACGAUAAGUUUCUCUCUUCAAGCAUCUUUGCAACGGAUUGCAUUGCCUCUCGGUUUAGUGAGAAGCCUAUGAAGUUGUAG
Impatiens glandulifera is the source of this 1476-nucleotide messenger RNA. RefSeq lists its product as uncharacterized. Lineage: Eukaryota; Viridiplantae; Streptophyta; Magnoliopsida; Ericales; Balsaminaceae. The record is from RefSeq and is a predicted model, not a curated record. The transcript has 2 exons. The coding region runs from base 1 to 1476 and encodes 491 amino acids.